CAUUUAGUAGGUACCAGCGCGCCACUGCAUGCUGUCCUGGCUGCUCUCCACCACACUAGCAGCAGAGCACGACAUCCUAUCCUAUCCGGUAAGCGCAUCGUCGUCAAUACGAGAAGAUCCCCAAGCAAGCCAAGACAGCCAGCCAGCCAUCUAAAUCGCUCCCCUUCACAUCCCUUCAGGUCAGGUCUCGACCCUUUCGAAAGCCCUCACAGCACGGCGUGUACUUGGCAGCGUCUUCCAGUUGCCAGUUCUACUUUGCCAAGUGGGGAUAUACGAGACACUACAGCGCUCAGGCUCAAUAUCCAAGCACCAGCCUUGCUGCUACACUCCUCUUCACAGCGUCAGUGAAUGUGCCAACCCAACAGCAUGGAUGAGAUGAUGAAUUUUCAAACCUGUUGUAGAUUGUGUUUGUGCGAAACUACCGAGACUUUCAAAAAUGCGGCAGAGGACAGAGUGUUGCCCAGAAGGAUUCUGGACUCGUUAGCGAUCAAAAUAAAUUCCUCAGACCAACUAACAACCCUGGUAUGCGAGGAGUGCGAGCAAGUAGUAAACAAAUGGCACGAAUAUAAACAGAAAUGCGUGCAGAACCAAAACAAACUACGACGUUUCCUCCAUAGGUUUCUUGUCAAUGAUAGAGAUGAACAUAGUAACGCCGCAUCCAUUGCAAAUAUGAGUAUCCAAAUAAAGGAAGAACCCCUCGAAAAUGAUGAAAAUUCGUCUAGCAACAUCCACAUCAAAUCAGAACCAGAAGACUUAGAUGAUUCUAUGAACGGAGAGUAUAAUGAAUUCCCUCCAGCACUGUCACCUCAGAUGCCCGAGCAUGAACAUAUGGAAACCGGAAUACAAAAUGGUGGUAGUUCGACCAAUCUAUAUGUGAAUGACAACGACAAGAGGUGCAGAUAUUGUGAUAAGCUAUUCAGUAACAUAUCUAAUAGAAAGAAGCAUGAAAAAGCAAUACACCCACCUAAUGAACCGUAUGCAAGAAGAUCUAUGUGUGAAAUCUCACCAAAAAAAUCACAACAAAAUGGAGAACAAAUUCAACCAUCAGGCACUAGUGAAGAAUCUGAAGAUCAGACAGGAAGCCAAACUGAUCAAUUGGCUGAACAACAUCAAUUCACUGAAUACAAUGAGCAACUAACUCAAGAAGCAUCUACGACCCAACCUGAAGAAGGGCUGCCUGAAACAAUGUCUAUAGAAAAUGCUGAGGAAGAGCUAACAGAAACCGAAAAUACUGAUGAACCUGUGGAAUCAUCUGAGCCUAAAGAUGAAGCUAACCAACAAAAAAUCCUUUUCGCGGCAGGCUUGAAGCUUCUGGAGAGUAAUACAACGCCGAUAUCUUGCGAAAUGUUAUCAAAGAUAGAACUAAGCUACGCCGAAAAGUGCAAGGCUAUGGUAAAAAUGCAUAGAACGUUGGAAUGCGCUUGUCACAAUGUGAAUCAUCCAAACCUCAAAGGACUUUUGUCACAUUUGAGAUCUUUGCGUAUUUGGUUUCCUGUAUUCACAUGUUACAAUUGCAUGAUCACAUUUACUGAUAGAUCUACUUUUACAAGACAUAACGUGAAAUGUCCCAGCGCUUCACUUGACACUUUAACAAAGCUGAGUAACCUAAGGAAAAGGAGUGAGGUCAAAGUGAGGCUAUACCAAAACUUCAAAUGUACAAGCUGCAAGUUUAUGUUCAGUUUUCAUGAAGAUUUCAUGAAGCAUGUUGAUGAAGAACAUUGUGAUGUAGUAUUGCCGGUUCAAUGUAGUUGUGAGAGGGAGUUUGAUAAUUUGGAGGAUUACAAAGACCAUGUGUAUUUAAGUUGCUUGGUUGAGUUCUAUUGUGAUAUCUGUUUCAUUACCACGGAUAGCGUGGAGGAGUUCCAGAAGCAUGCAGAAGAAGCUCAUGAUGAGUCGGAAGGAUUCAUCCUGAAGCAGGAUGAUGGGUAUGCUAUGAGAAAGGCUAUGAUGCAGUCUCCUCCUAAACCAAAAGAGACCGUGGAUGAAAAUGCAAUCGUGACUGGUAAGAGAGAAAGACGACCUCCCAAGCCCAUAGACAUAAUAAUGCCUACUCCUAAUAGAUCUGCAACACCCAAAGAAAAGGAUGAGCCAUAUGUAAGCGUCUAUAACCAUCCCUACUCCAUAACACCGAGGUCCGGCACCAAGGCAUGCCCCAUCUGUAACAAAGAAUAUUCAAGCUACCACAACAUGAUGCGCCAUUUCAAAACGCACAGCGAAGAAGAGAUCCGCAAGUAUGAAAAUGAGUCAGUGUAUGCGUGUCCAGACUGCGAAGAGAUGUUCAGACUGCCCGAGUGGCGACAGCACUUAAUGGCCAAACACCAGCCCACUGCGUGUGAAGAAUGCGGCAGGAUGUUCCAGUUUAGGACAGAGUUGGACCAGCACAGGAGCGUGCAUUUGAAUAUUAAGGUGUACAGGGACUCGAAGACGCAUUCGCUGAAGACGGCCAUGAUCAGUCCUGGAUCAGAGCAGGUGAUGUUACUCUGCGAGAUUUGUGAGGAAAUUUUCCACUCCAGGGAAGAGCUUAAACAACACAAACUGGGCCACUUCCAGAACCUCCAAAACGGCGGCAUGAUCAAAAAAGAACCUGUGGACGUUGACGACCAACGAACCUGGACCUGCACACCGUGCGAUAAGACUUAUCACACUUACAGCGGUCUGUGGGACCACAACAGAAGGAAGCAUACUGGGGAAGAGAAGUCCAUUGCCAGUACAGAGUACCCGAAGCAGUGCAAGUACUGCGAGAAGGUGCUGUUGAGUGGUGCCGCUUAUGCUAGGCAUAAGAUGAUACACGAGAAAGAUAGGAUUCCGACUGACGCCAACGCAAGAAUGGUGAUGUACACCCAACAAAACCGAAAAUCUGCUACACCUCCAAUGCAACCUCAGGAAGAGUACCACACGUGCCCACACUGUUCGAAAGUGUUCGGUUCCAAGUCGAAUCUGAAGAACCACAUGAAAACGCAUCAGCAGGGCUACACCUGCGGCGUCUGUAAGGAUGUGUUUGGAACCACUGAGGAGCUUCUACAACACAACAUGAUCGAACAUCCUGGAGAUGCGAUGUCUUUGUUGGAGACGGAGAUCAAACAAGAGCCUGAUGAGGAGAUGGUCAUGCAACGACAGCCGUAUAUCGUGUAUACUUGCGAUGUGUGUGUGGCCACUUUUGAAAGCAAACAUGCACUGAUGAGGCAUAAGGAGAUGCACGCCCAAGAGAUGGCGCAGCAGCCAGCUACAAGCAAAUCCGUUUUCUGCAAAUACUGCAAGAUCCAGUUCGACUCUGUGAUUUCAUUGGCUAAACACAUGCACUUAGAACAUGGGGAGUCGUCGAAACCAAAGCAAAUGAAGAUCAAGGAAGCGAAUCCUGGCAGGAAAUUUACCUGCAGCAUUUGCAAUAAGUCCUUCCAUACGCAAAAUGCGCUGUCCACGCAUAUCGGCUGGCAUAGAAGAGGCACCAAUGAUUCGAAUACUAAAGUGUCCAAAGUUAUACAACAGGUUGCCAGAGAUAUUCCCCGAGCAGUCCCACUCCCUCAAAUGCGAGUUCAAAACGCCCCUUCAUUCCGUUGUCACACAUGCUCCGGGGAAUUCCCCAAUAACACUGCUCUUCAAGUGCACAUCCUGGAAAAGCAUCGCAGCUCGAAUAGCAUCAGCCUGGUGCCCCGUUGCAAUCCGUGCGACAAGGACUUCAAGUCUCAUGAAGAGUACGAGAAACACAAACGGUUCCAUGACUUCCUCGAAAGGCAGAAACAGGCUGAACAGCAGCAGCAGCAGGCUAUGAUGCAACAGCAACAAGAACAGAUGGCAUCGGUGCAUAACACGUCGGGCAAGAACUUCCCGUGCAAGUAUUGCAAUGCAGGGUUCAGCAGGUCUGACACUCUAGGCAUCCACAUGCGACAGCACCACAAGGAGUACGUACCGACAGAGUUCAAGUGCAACUAUUGCGAACGAAUCUUCGACAAGCAGAACUCGCUGUCGAUCCAUUUGAAGACGCACGAGAAACAAAGGUUGGCCAACGUCCCUUCGAAGCCGGUCUUUUCAUGUUCCAUCUGCAAUAUGGGAUUCGAAAUGCCGAAAGAGUUACGUGCUCACACUAUCAGCGCGCACCCGUUUUAACUUAACAACAGCUAAAACGAUGAACAAGCGCGACAAAUACCUACAAUUAUUAGAGUAUUUGUUAUAGCACCAGGUGUUAGCUAAGCACUAACUUCAGUUAUAUUAUGGAUUUUUAUUAUACCAAGUCACAUGUUCGAAAAGAAAAAAGCGUAUACUAUGUGAUGUUUCAAAAGUGUCUGCUCUUACUUGAAGCAAAAAAUUCAAUUAGAAAGAUGAAUGUCCUUUUAAAACUUUUCUUUUUUAAUAGUCUAGCAAUUAAAACUUUUUUUAGGUAUAAAAUAGAUUGUUAAAAAACACCAACAAAGGAGUUAAGAAUUCGGAAAACCACAUACAACGUGGAUAUGUGUUGUUAUCGUUAAUAGAGUAAAUCAUUAGAUAUAGAUCUGGGAAUAAUUUUUGAUUGCAAUUAUGUACAUUUAUAAUUUUAUAAUGAAUAGAAAGACUGUUGUAUACCCUCACUGAUGUAGUUAAUUGUGUAUAAUGCUGAUCUAUCGUAAAAUAUAAUUUAGCACAUAUUAUCUUUUUUAAAGAAUUUAUUUUAUUUUGUUAUCUUUACAUAUUGAAAUAUUCCUGAUGCCUGGCGUAGACUGUAGAAUAUAGAGAUUUUUUUAUUUUGUCAUACAUACGAAGUAAGGUUUAUUUCGUGUUUUGUUGUGCCUAUGCUGUACAUUUUUUACUAUGUAUAUUAUCGUAUGACUGUAUUUUAUAUAAUAAAAAUUAGCUCUUUU
Molecule: messenger RNA, 4832 nt
Organism: Acanthoscelides obtectus
Lineage: Eukaryota; Metazoa; Arthropoda; Insecta; Coleoptera; Chrysomelidae
Source: the annotation of a GenBank genome assembly